Messenger RNA from Helianthus annuus (common sunflower), 480 nucleotides. RefSeq lists its product as uncharacterized. Lineage: Eukaryota; Viridiplantae; Streptophyta; Magnoliopsida; Asterales; Asteraceae. The record is from RefSeq and is a predicted model, not a curated record. Bases 1 to 480 code for a protein of 159 amino acids. The transcript has a single exon.
AUGGUGUAUGGUAAGGGUUGUCAUUUGCCUAUGGAGUUGGCACAUCGGGCGCAUUGGGCGAUCAAGACUGUUAAUGCGGAUUACGACGAGGCGGGUAAGUUGCGGAAAUUACAAUUGAGCGAGAUAGAAGAAAUUCGAGAUGAGGCGUACGAAUGCGCAUCGGCUUAUAAGGAUAAGCUAAAGAAAGUACAUGAUGCGAAGUUACGCAAGAAAACGUUCGAAGUGGGUCAGAAGGUUUGGUUGUACAACUCUCGGUUGAAAAUGUUUGCGGGCAAGCUUAAAAGUAAAUGGAUGGGUCCGUAUGUUAUUCGACGAGUUGGGCAAUUUGGUGAUGUGGAUAUCCAAGACGAGCAAACGUUGAAACAACAAACGGUGAACGGUCACCGCUUGAAGCCAUACUUGGAAGGAAAUGACAUCAAUAACUUGGAGCUUGACAAAGCGGGCUACAUCUUACGCCCGGUUGAGGAGGAACAAUCGUAA